Rubroshorea leprosula is the source of this 2495-nucleotide messenger RNA. The record is from the annotation of a GenBank genome assembly. Lineage: Eukaryota; Viridiplantae; Streptophyta; Magnoliopsida; Malvales; Dipterocarpaceae.
AAAUUUACUGUUGGCUGAACUUCUAAGAGAAUCGUGUAUUAUUGAGCUGAGGCUAUCACUCCGUCUCUUCUAUAUAUACAAUCGAAAUUUUGCAUCUUUUCCUCAGUUCUGUUCGGAUAGGUGACUUCAGCUGGACGAAGAUGGCCGAGCAUCAGCACCUGCAAGAAGAGCAUCUCGACGUCCUGACUAAGACCGGCCAGAAAACCGGUAUUUCCAAGCCCAGGCGAGAUGUCCAUCUUGAUGGAGAUUACCAUCGGGCUGUUCAUGUGUGCAUUUUUGCUGAGAGUACACAAGAGCUUCUUCUCCAAAAACGUGCUGACUGCAAGGAUUCUUGGCCAGGGUUGUGGGAUAUCUCUAGUGCUGGCCAUAUAUCUUCUGGUGAUUCAUCACUUAUAACAGCGCAGAGGGAGCUUCAUGAAGAGCUAGGUCUGAUCCUCCCUAAGGAUGCGUUUGAGUCCAUUUUCACUUUUCUACAAGAGUGUGUUAUAAAUGAUGGAAAGUUCAUCAACAACGAAUUCAAUGAUGUGUAUUUGGUAACAAUCCUAGAUCCAAUUCCUCUGGAAGCCUUCACACUUCAGGAAACUGAAGUCUCUGCUGUAAAAUAUAUUCAUUAUGAAGAAUACCAAAGUUUACUUGCCAAAGAGGAUCCUGAAUUUGUGCCUUAUGAUGUCAGUGGACAGUAUGGUCAGCUCUUUGGCAUAAUAACACAAAGGUAUAAAGAGAGCAGUGAGGCACGCAGUUUAAUUCUACAAAAGCAACUCAAUCGCUAUGCUCCUGUUCCACUCAGUGCAGAGUUGACUGGGCUUACAGAGGCAGACAAGGAGGCUUUAGUUUGGAUUAUCAAGGCUGCUAUGAUUAUGGAUGAAAUCUUUUAUCUGCAGGUUUGGUAUAGCAAUCCAAUUCUAAGAGAUUGGUUGAAGGAGAAUGCCGGCAGAUCAGAAUUAGACAGCUUAAAGUGGAUGUAUUAUGUAAUUAAUAAGAGUCCAUGGUCCUGCCUUGAUGAAAACAAGGCAUUUUUGACAACCAAAGAUUCAGCUGUAAAUUUGCUUCCUGGAGCCACUAGGCCAGUUACUGGCUGGAAGGGUAUAGAAUACAAGGCUGCAUUUCCUAUGCUGAAACCCCCUGGUGCUAACUUCUACCCACCAGACAUGGACAAAAUGGAAUUUAAAAUAUGGAAGGAAAGCCUCACAGAGGAUCAGCAACAAGAUGUGAUGAGCUUUUUCACUGUUAUUAAGAGGCCCAGUCAAUUUAGUUUGGACAAUUCUAUUUUCAAUCCUGCAGUUGAUGGAAUAAAUCAUUUAACAGAAUCGCGUCAUGAUCUAUCUUGUGUUCCUUACUCCAAAGAGUAUCAGUCCUUCCUCAAUAAAGCAUCUGAACUAUUGCAUAAAGCUGGGGAUAUGGUCAGUUCACCAAGCUUAAAGAGGUUGCUUCAUAGCAAGGCAGAUGCCUUCCUUUCAAAUGACUAUUAUGACUCAGAUUUAGCUUGGAUGGAGCUGGAUUCUAAGCUGGAUGUUACAAUUGGUCCAUAUGAGACAUAUGAAGAUGCAUUGUUUGGGUACAAGGCUACAUUUGAAGCAUUUAUUGGAGUUCGAGAUGACAAAGCAACUGCUCAAGUUAAACUCUUUGGUGAUAAUUUGCAGGUUUUGGAAAAAAAUCUUCCAUUGGAUAAUGCUUACAAAUCAAAAGAUGUUAUUGCUGCUCCCAUUCGUGUCAUCCAGCUUAUUUAUAAUGCAGGGGAUGUAAAGGGUCCUCAGACUGUUGCCUUCAAUUUACCAAAUGAUGAACGAAUUGUAAAGGACCGAGGGACAUCCAUGGUCAUGCUUAAGAAUGUCUCGGAGGAAAAGUUUAAGCACAUCCUUCAGCCAAUAGCUGACACAUGUAUCAAAAAGGAACAAAGGGAACUUGUAGAUUUUGAGUCUUUCUUUACUCACACUAUCUGCCAUGAGUGCUGCCAUGGCAUUGGGCCUCAUACGAUAACACUUCCUGAUGGCCGAAAGUCAACAGUUAGAUUGGAGCUGGAAGAACUACACUCGGCUUUGGAAGAAGCGAAAGCAGAUAUAGUUGGUCUUUGGGCUCUGAAGUUUCUAAUCAGCAAGGAUUUGCUUCCAAAAAGUUUGGUAAAAUCCAUGUAUGUUUCUUUCCUUGCGGGAUGUUUCCGCUCAGUACGAUUUGGCUUGGAGGAAGCUCAUGGGAAAGGACAGGCCUUGCAGUUUAAUUGGUUAUUGGAGAAAAAGGCCUUCACCCUGCAUCCGGAUGAUACAUUUUCUGUUGAUUUUGAUAAGGUUGAAGAAGCGGUUGAAAGCUUGAGUAGGAAGAUAUUAACAAUACAGGCACAGGGUGACAAGCAAGCUGCAAGCUUGCUUCUUCAGAAGUACUGUGUGAUUACAACACCAUUAAAAGUUGCAUUGCAGAAGUUAGAAGGCACUCAGGUAUGUGCUGCAGUAUUCUUGCAUCUGCUGAUGCAUACGUAUACUCAUUGAGAACUAGUUUAAUCA